Messenger RNA from Nerophis ophidion (straightnose pipefish), 4730 nucleotides. Its product is annotated as membrane progestin receptor epsilon-like. Lineage: Eukaryota; Metazoa; Chordata; Actinopteri; Syngnathiformes; Syngnathidae. The transcript has a single exon. The record is from RefSeq and is a predicted model, not a curated record. Gene Ontology annotation, cellular component: membrane. Gene Ontology annotation, molecular function: signaling receptor activity. Bases 408 to 1445 code for a protein of 345 amino acids.
UAUCACCCGCUUGUAGGUCAGAGCGUGUCCUGCUUAUUCAAUGGCCGGAAACGGCGGAUGCCGCAACAUUGUAACGGUGCUGAAUGGAGGAAUUUUAACACGCCAAGUGGAACCUGCCUUGGUUUUACUCCGUGGAAGGUGCGGUCCUAGCGGGGUGAAGUAAAAAGAUUUGACCAUUUUUUCCCCUUCCUGGACAUUUUGUCUUUACUGUGUGGACUGUAAAGCCGACGUGAUUACACAACCUCGGACGGGAUCAAAGGGUACAGUCGAUCCGCACCGGAAGAAACACAAAUGUAUUUUAAUAAUAUAACAAGGGGUUCCCAAACUAAGGGUCAGGGACCCGGUUUGGACCACAAGGCAUUUUUAGUUUUUGUUAGUAAUUUUAUUUUUUGAAUAAUUUUGUCGUGAUGCUGCUCAACUGCGACCAUCCCUUAACUCUUCUGAGUUACUCGGAUGUGCCGCCCCGGGUCAUCGAGAACUUCAUCCUGACCGGCUACCGCUUCCCCAAUUACAGCUUCCGAGAUUGCGUCCUGUCGGCGUUCCGGCCCACCAAUGAGACGGGCAACUUCUGGACUCACUUCCUCCCCGUUUUUGUGUUCGCCUACCACUUCGCCGAGGUCUUCGACUGGGACGAGGCGCCGUCCGGGUGGCACCCGUUUUUCUACCCGCUCUGGACCUACUUCCUGUGCGUUUCAUCUCUGCUGGUGUCCAGCAGCUUCGCCCACUUGCUGAACUCCAUGUCGCUGGUGGUGAGAGAAGUCUGCUUCUUCGUGGACUACGGGACCAUCAGCGCCUACACGGUGGGGUCGUCCUUGGCGUACCAUUACUACAUCCACCCCCGGCCCGGGCUGGACCAGAUAAACACCGACAGGGACCUGAAGCCUUCGGAGUUCCGACUCUUCUUCGAGACCCUCUACAUCCCCAGUGCUUGUGUCGUGGCCAUUAUUUGCCACCUGUCCUGCUGCUACACUCGCCAAAAGUGGAGGCGCUAUCGGUACGCCAUCCGGACCCUGGUUUUCUUCCUCCCGUUUCUGGUGUCGUCCACACCCAUCUUUUACCGCCUCCUCAUCCGAACGCCGUAUUCCACCGCCUCCGUCUUCUUCUACCGCCACUGCUUCUGGCUGCUGGCGGCGGCCGGGUUCAACAUCAGCAAGGUCCCGGAGAGGUUGUCCCCUGGUCACUUCGACAUCUGGGGUCACAGCCACCAGUGGUUCCAUUGCUGCACCUUUUUGUCCAUCCUGGACGAGCUCCACAUGAUCAAGUCGGAGGUGAGGGCCAUCCUGGCCGGGUCCGUAGCUCUGCCCCCCGGCCCAGCUGCCGGAGCCACCUAUGGGGUCAUGCUUUUCCUGCAGGCCACCAUCGUCUCAAUCAUUGUCGCGUUUUCUUGGCAUGCCAACUGUCUUUACGGGAAUCAAGUAGCAAACAAACACCAGAAAAGUCACUGAUUUCUUAAUCGGAUCUCGUAGUUUCGACUCCCAUUUGAUGAUGAAUAAAACUCGUUAGCCGCUAUGCUGAGAUGUAUGGUUUAUGAUCUACAGAAAACCUACAGGGAGAUGAUAAUCGCGUAAGAGUUUAUAAUAACAAUAUCACCAAUAACUAGUCAAUAUUCAAGUCACCAAAUGUAAAUAAUGGGUUGUACUUGUAUAGCGCUUUUCUACCUUCAAGGUACUCAAAGCGCUUUGACACUACUUCCACAUUUACCCAUUCACACACACAUUCACACACUGAUGGAGGGAGCUGCCAUGCAAGGCGCCAACCAGCACCCAUCAGGAGCAAGGGUGAAGUGCCUUGCUCAGGACACAACGGACGUAAAUGGAGUAUUGUUGGCGGUUUUCCGAUGUUUAUUUAUUGGAUUUUAUGGGUGGAGUAGACGAGUUCCCAUUGGCUCGAUGGCGUACUUUUUGAAUGUUUUUUAGAGUGCAAAGUAGCUAUCGUUAGCUUCAUAGUUAGCCACCUCGUACUUAGAAUGUAGAAUGCAUAAACCAAAAAUUUGCAAAUGGGUGAGUCCAUGGUUCUCGCCCGGAAAAGGGUGGAGUGCCAUCUCAGGAUCGGGGAGCGGACGCUGCCCCAUGUGGAGGAGUUCAAGUACCUCAAAAUCUUGUUCACGAGUAUGGGAGGAGUGGAUCGUGAGAUCAACAAGCAGAUAGGUGAGGUGUCUUCAGUUAUGCGGAGGCUGUAUCGAUCUGUUGUGGUGAAUAAGGAGCUAAGCCGGAAAGCACAGCUCUCAAUUUACCGAUCGAUCUACGUUUCCAUCCUGACACGUGGUCAGGAGCUUUGGGUUAUGACCGAAAGGACAAGAUCACAGGUACAAGGGGCCGAAAUGAGCUUCCUCCGCCGGGUGGCGGGUCUCUCCCUUAGAGAUAGGGUGAGAAGCUCUGCCAUUCGGGAGGAGUUCAAAGUAAAGCCACUGCUCCGCCACAUCGAGAGGAGCCAGAUCAGGUGUAUCGGGUAUCUGGUCAGGAUGCCACCUGAACGCCUCCUUCGGGAGGUGUUUAGGGCCCCUCCGACGGCUAGGGAGGCAUGGGGAAGACCCAGGACACUUUUGGGUAGACUAUGUCUCCCGGCUGGCCUGGGAAAGCUUCGGGAUCCCCCGGGAAGGGCUGGGGAGAGGAAAGUCUGGGCUUCCCUGCUUAGGCUGAAGUCCCCGCAACCCGACCUCGGAUAAGCGGAAGGGUUAUACUUGUACGUAUAGCGCUUUUCUACCUUCAAGGUACUCAAAGCGCUUUGACACUACUUCCAUAUUCACCAGUUCACACACACUGACGGCGGAAGCUGCUGUUCAAGGCGCUAACCACGACCCAUCAGGAGCAAGGGUGAAGUGUCUUGCUCAAGGACACUACGGACGUGACUAGGUUGGUAGAAGCUGGGACAAUCAAUCACAAACCUUAUUUGAGAUAGGAACACAAAUAGGGGACGGCGUGGUGCGGUUGGUAGAGUGGCCGUGCCAGCAACCUGAGGGUUCCUGGUUCGAUCCCCCACCUACCACCAACCUCGUCAUGUCCGUGGUGUCCUCGAGCAAGACACUGCACUCUUGCUCCUGAUUGGUCGUGGUUAGGGCCUUGCAUGGCAGCUCCCGCCAUUAGUGUGUGAAUGUGGAAAUAGUGUCUAAGCGCUUUAAAGUAUAACCCAUUUAUACUUUUUUAUGUUUAUGCAUUCUAUUUUGUCAUAAACGGUGAGUACGAGGUGGCUAACAAUGAAGCUAACAAUAGUCAUCUACUUUGUCCUCUAAAAAAAACAUUCAAAAUUACAGACGAUACUCCAUUUUCUUGUCCAGACAUGAACAUUUGCCGAGUAUUAGCGAUAUUGUUAUUAUAAGCGCUAAUGCUGAACUACUUUUAGCCGCGCUGUGAUCACAGGGAGGUAGUCUACUGUUGCACCUAUUGACAUAUUGAGAUGCUGCGUCACCUCUGAGCUGGUGAAAGUUAAUUCCAGAUUAUAAAUUGUUCCUCUCACCUGGAUAUUAAAAGGUUGUGGCCAUAAACCAAUAAGUUGGUUGUAUUUGACAUUUUAUUUAGACUCAUGAGAUCACAAGAAUGACAAAAAGAUGCCCCUUGUUGGGGGAGUUGUGACGGCACAGAACCACAAGGGGGCAGUGAAUGGUAAAUGGAUUAUACUUGUAUAGCGCUUUUCUUCUUUUUAAGGAAUUCAAAGCAGUUUGAGACUAUUUCCAGGUGACUAACAAUGAAGCUUAUGAUAGUCAUCUACUUUCCCCUUCAAGAAAACAUUCAAAAAAUGCCAACGAUACUCCAUUUUAAUGUCCAGACAUUAAUAUUAGCGAUAUUGGUAUUAUUAGCGCUAAUGCCGAAGAACUACUUUUAGCGGCUACGUGAUCCUUUUGAGCCUUUCUUCAUGCAGCAUUUUAAGAAGAAAAAUACAAUAAUUUAUUGUAAUGAUAAAGUUAUGUUAUGGAUUUUUUUGUUUGAUGUUGAAAGUAUAUGAGUAUUAAGGGUGUCAAAAGAUGUUUGUAAUGAAUCGCUAUUCUUAAUUAAAAAAAAAAAAAAAAAUCUAUUUUUUUAUUUAUUUAUGUUCUUCCUCAAUCAGACAAAUCCUCUUGUUGAUGUAGAUGAUCUAUAUCGGCUGUGCAGAUUUACCUUAGAAAAGAGAAUUGAUGAAUUUGUCUCUUGUUGCUUUAUUAAAAGUGAAAGUACCAAGAUUGCCACACGCACACUAAGUGUGGCGAAAUUACUUCUGCAUUCGACCCAACGCCCUUGAUCGCCCCCUGGGAGGUGAGGGGAGCAGUGAGCAGUAGCUCAACAUAACAAAACAUCACUUACUGUACGACGUCUGCUGUCGUUAGGACGCCGACUGCCAGGAUGUUUAUAUAUUCCCAUUUAGAUGAAGAAUCACUCAUAAUCUUCACAAAGAAACGGAGUGGGGGUUACAAGCGUAAUUUUCGUGUCUUUCUUGCCAGUUCCGGGUCCUAAAUGGCUAUCUAAAUACUGUAGUUGGUCUGUGUAAGCGUUUAUAAUAACAAUAUCACUAAUUACUUGUUAAUAUUUAUAAUAACAAUGUCACUAAAACUUGUUGAUAUUCAAGUAACCAAAUGUAAAUGGAGUAUUGUUGGCGGUUUUUGGAUGUUUUUUUAAUGGAUUAUAUGGACGGAAUAGAGGAAUUCCCAUUGAAAUUGUAUAUAUGUUUAUUUUAUUUUUUUAAUCCAUCCGUCCUCAUACCUCUCAUAAUGAUUGUGAUAGGUCGGGAAAAUUCCAAAUAAAAGCGCAUUUUUCUAUCAA